Penicillium vulpinum is the source of this 891-nucleotide messenger RNA. RefSeq lists its product as uncharacterized. NCBI's taxonomy places the organism in Eukaryota, Fungi, Ascomycota, Eurotiomycetes, Eurotiales, Aspergillaceae. The coding region runs from base 1 to 891 and encodes 296 amino acids. The transcript has a single exon. The record is from RefSeq and is a predicted model, not a curated record.
AUGCUUGUGUCCAAUACAGGAGAUCCCAUCCCUGUGUCCGAUGGUGACCCGGCCUUCUUCAACCCACUUUCUGUUAUGCAGGCCCCAACUCCAGUUGCCUUGGACCCUAGGUACUUCGCUGCUCCGCCGGCCAGUCCUGCUUCUUAUGGCCAUUUCUUAUACGGACCGCCGCCAAUCUACCCCGUUGCAUUUGAGCCUGCUCCGCUGUAUGCUCCCCAAUAUGGCGCGCCGAUCCUAGAUUCGUUCUUUCCUGGCCCUCGAUUUGCUAUGCCUUCGCCUUUGAACAACGCUUACGCCUAUUCGAGUCCUCUAGUGACGGCGGCCUCCUUCCUCGACGAGCCGGCUGAGAUCUCAGAGAACAAAUCCCGUGAGUGCUUCGCUGAUUACCGGAAAUACAUGAACUGGCUUCAUACAGUCUACUACUCAUCAAAUUCGCCCUAUGCAUUUGUGCACUCCUGGAAACAAGCCUUGAAAGAGAUGACGCAGUCCUUUGACCACCCUCAUCCUCCGACAAGAUACAUCCUGAAUCAGUUCCUUGCUGCGGUCAGUGCAAAUCCUAAUACAAUCCCCUGGGUUGAGUCGCUCCAAUUUGAAAAAGGUCCGCUUCCAGAAUCGAUCCUGGAUGAAGCCUUUGCUGAUUUCCUGGAGUUCGAGGCAUGUCGACUGGGAAAACAAAUCUCAACCCUAGGUAGCCUAGAUACUGCCGUCGCUGGCGUGGACGAAUUUCAAAAUUGCCCAAAGGAAUAUUGCCCCUACCACCAGCGUCUUACGAGGCACCCUGUUGAUGAGUGUUUCCGAAACCCUCAGAACACGAAACGUAAGAGGAAGUGGAGGCGAAAGCAGGCUCGUAUGGCAGCAGCUCUCGAGACUGAGAAUGGGAAGCGGCUAUGA